AUGGCGUCGCUAGACCAUCUGGCUCAGCUGCUUGAUGCCAGCCUGGAUCCGCGCACCAACAAGAAAGCCGAGCUUGAGAUCCGCGCCGAAGAAAAGAAACCCGGUUUUGCUCUCCUUCUCCUUCAGAUCACCGCCUCCGAUGCUUUCAGCUACAACACGCGCCUUGCCAGCGCGCUGUUCUUCAAGAACUUCAUCAAGAGGAACUGGACCGAUGUUGAGGGCAACUACAAACUCUCACAGCAAGAUGUCACGUCCAUUAAGACCGAGAUCAUUGGCUUAAUGGCUUCCGUACCGAGCGGAAUCCAGACUCAAUUGGCCGAAGCAAUCAGUGUGAUUGCUGAUAGUGACUUCUGGGAGAGAUGGGAUACCCUUGUCGAUGACCUCGUUGCGCGUUUCAAGCCUGACGAUCUGACCGUCAACAUCGGUGUUCUCCAGGUUGCGCAUUCCAUCUUUGGACGCUGGCGACCGCUAUUUCGCUCAGAUGAGCUCUAUACCGAAAUCAACCACGUUUUGUCCAAAUUUGCACAGCCCUUCUUAAGCCUGUGGCAGAGUCUUGACGCCUACAUUGAGGCUCAUGGCAAUGACAAAGCUGCUCUUACCAAGGCCUUCGCCGAGCUUGAUCUCAUCCUUCAGAUCUUUUAUGACCUAUGCUGUCAGGAUCUAUCUCCCGUCUUCGAGGAUAACAUGCAAGGCAUUGCUGGCCUUCUGCUAAAGUACCUCACCUACGACAGCCCCUUGUUACAUACCGAUGAUGAGUCCGAAGCCGGCCCUCUGGAGAAUGCCAAAGGAAAUGUCUUUGAAGUUCUGACCCUCUUCACGCAAAAGUACUAUGAAGAUUUCUCAUCACAGAUCGGAUCUUUCGUACAGAGCUCCUGGGCACUUCUGACCACCACAAACGCUGACCCCAAGAACGACAUUCUGGUUAGCAAAGCCCUCCUUUUCUUGACCACAGUCACGCGGAUCAAGGAGCAGAGUCAAGUCUUCAACGAUGCAAGCGUACAAUCCCAAAUCGUUGAGAAGGUCAUCUUGCCCAAUGUGGCACUCCGAGACUCCGAUAUCGAAAUGUUCGAAGAUGAACCCAUCGAAUUCAUCAGACGUGACUUGGAAGGUUCGGACAGCGAGACGAGACGACGAGCAGCUACCGACUUUCUGCGUCAACUAAGUGAUCAAUUUGAGGUCUCAGUUACGCAGAUCACCAUGUCCGUCAUCGACAAGUGUCUCCAAGACUACGCCACCAAUCCGGCCGAGAACUGGAGAUCAAAAGACACAGCAACAAAUCUUUUCUACGCAACCGCAGCCAAGGGUCAAGCGACGUCGACACAUGGUGUGACAUCGACCAACGGCCAGGUCGAUAUUGGUGACUUCUUCUCCAAAAAUCUCGCCGCCGACCUGCAGGGCCAGAACACACAUCCUCUUCUGGUAGUCGACGCAAUCAAAUACCUGUACGUCUUCCGGAGCAUCAUCACUAGAGACCAAUGGCAACAAGUCAUGUCGUUACUAGUCAAUCAUCUCGGCAAUUCCAACUAUUGCGUCUACACGUAUGCAGCUGUGACUGUGGAGCGAGUGCUAGCCAUGUAUGGCGAGGAUGGCAAGCCAGUCAUUGACCCUGCUAAUAUUACGCCACUCGCGAAAGACCUGCUUGAACACCUCUUCAGUCUGAUUGAGAAAGAUCCAGCCCCGCAGAAGGUGCAGGAGAACGAAUUCCUGAUGCGAUGCAUCAUGCGGGUGCUAAUUGUCAUUCGAGAGGGUGUGAUAUCGGUUAUCGAAUCAACCCUGAAUCACCUCGUCCAAAUCACCAAUAUCAUCUAUCCCAACCCGUCGAACCCAAAGUUCUACUACUACCACUUUGAAUCCUUGGGAGCUCUCAUCCGGUUCGCUGGACCUUCACAGUCGGACGCCCUGAUUGGGGCUCUCUUCAACCCUUUCCUCGCUGUUCUCCAAAAUUCCGUGGAGGAAUUCAUGCCCUAUGUCUUCCAGCUGUUGGCGGCGCUUGUUGAGGGCGAACCAGAGAAGCCAUUGCCGCCCAAUUUGCAGCCGUUGAUUGCCCCAGUGCUCAUGCCAGCCCUGUGGGAGCAACGUGGCAACGUGCCGGCUCUGGUCCGGCUACUUACUGCUCUCAUUAUCCGCUCGGCGGCCGACAUGCAGGCGAAUAACCAGAUCGAAAACGUUUUGGGCAUCUUCCAGAAGUUGAUUGCAUCCAAAGCUUAUGAGGGGUAUGCGUUUGACCUCCUCGAGACGAUUGUGGCAACAUUUGAUGCUUCUGCUCUGGAGAACUUCUGGGUUCCCAUACUCAACAUCAUCUUCACGCGUCUACAGCGAAACCCUUCUGCGGCCUUCCAGCAACGCUUUGUGCGCUUCUACCACUUUGUUGCGUCACGCGAUGACAAAGGACUGGGCGCCGACUUCUUCAUCAGCGCGACAGACAAGGUGCAAAACGAGGACAUUUUCCGUGGGCUUUAUCUCAGCAUCAUCCUUCCCAAAACACAGGAGCUCGCUCGUCCCAUCGAUCGAAAGAUUGCAGCAGUGUCACUCACCAAGACACUUGCAGACAGCCAGGCUUUCGUUCAGCGAUACCCCAAGGGUUGGCCGCUCACCUGCACAGCUCUCUUGAAGCUUCUGGAAGACCCACCUGUACCGCCCAAGAAUGAUGACAUGGUUAUUGAGCAAGACGUCGACGACACUGGCUUUGGUGUCGGCUUCACGCAACUGAACACGGUCCGCAAACCCCAGAGCGACCCCUUCCCCGAGAUCGGCGACCUACGAAAAUGGGUUGGCGGUUAUCUCAAAGACGCCGAUCAGCGACACAGUGGCAGGAUCGGGAAGACGGUGCAAGAGUCGCUAAGUGACGACGGGAAGAAAGUGCUGAGUGCAUACAUGGCGCUGUAA
Messenger RNA from Cyphellophora europaea CBS 101466, 2886 nucleotides. RefSeq lists its product as uncharacterized. The transcript is spliced from 2 exons. Lineage: Eukaryota; Fungi; Ascomycota; Eurotiomycetes; Chaetothyriales; Cyphellophoraceae. Gene Ontology annotation, biological process: protein import into nucleus; protein export from nucleus. The record is from RefSeq and is a predicted model, not a curated record. Bases 1 to 2886 code for a protein of 961 amino acids. Gene Ontology annotation, cellular component: cytosol; nuclear envelope. Gene Ontology annotation, molecular function: small GTPase binding; nuclear export signal receptor activity.